This is a messenger RNA of Syzygium oleosum, 1929 nucleotides long. RefSeq names its product ADP-ribosylation factor 1-like. The transcript has 7 exons. Gene Ontology annotation, biological process: intracellular protein transport; vesicle-mediated transport. NCBI's taxonomy places the organism in Eukaryota, Viridiplantae, Streptophyta, Magnoliopsida, Myrtales, Myrtaceae. Gene Ontology annotation, cellular component: cytoplasm. The record is from RefSeq and is a predicted model, not a curated record. Gene Ontology annotation, molecular function: GTPase activity; GTP binding. Bases 1224 to 1772 code for a protein of 182 amino acids.
GGCAAUCAGUGUUGAAAUAGGAACAGGCAAGGGACUUUUGGAGUUGAUGCCAACAAUGACUUGCGCUGUCAAAAACCAAUAAGCUAUUCUCUGGAGCUAAAUUAGUAUCUGGAAUUUUGAUGAGUCUAUUGGCAGAUGAGAGAACUUCUGUUUUAUCUCGGAAGUUAUUUCCUAGAAUUCAGUUUACACAGCACAGAAUAGAAGCUAAUCAAAUGAAGAACUUUGGGCUGACAUCCCCUUUGCCGACACUCGCUUUGGCCGUUACAGCAUUAGUGGGAGUCCUGACGGCAGUCUUUAUAUUCCAGUCCGCAUCUAGCAAGUGAUUGGAUCCAUGGUGAUGUUUGUGUCUGUAAAGUUUGUUGCUGUGAGGAGAUGACUCAGUACACAUUCUCUAGUUGUAAUUUUUGUAAGGGAUACAUGUCAUUCGACUUUGUGACCGCAAAAGUAAUGGAAUUUUCUUCCCUCUUUCUUCUGAUUUGCAUUUCCUUUUACUUCAUCUUUUUGACCAUGGUUGGUGGGUAAAUCAUUGCAUUCUCUAUGAAAGCAAUUUUAGCUUUGUGCCUUUAGCUUCCUCUUGACACUGAGAAUGCUGCUGAAUCAACUCUCAUGAUCCAAUUUAUUCUUUUAUCAAACAGGGUGAAGUAAAAGGAGGAAUAACUCCAUUAACCACUGUCGCAUAGAAAAUUGCAUUUUCCCCUUUAAGAGUUUGCCUAUCUGUUUCUGGCAUCAUGGAACCUUUCCCUGUCCCUCCCUUUAGAUCUGGUAUGGAGGAGUUAUCACAUUGAAAAGGAAAGCCUGAACACUUCUGCUGAAAUGGGCACUUAAUGUACAUUUUAUUUUUUAGCCUUUUCAAGUCUAAAGAUAUGCUUGGAUACUUUAGAGGUAGUGUUGGUUAUGUCAGUGAUCGUGUGCCUUUAGAUGUUGGCACUUGUACCCCUGCAUCAAUCAGGGUUUUAAUACAAUCGACUUUUCCUCUUCUUUAUACAAGAAUCAAUUCCAUUUCCCUUUUCUUGCAAUUGCGUCUCACAAGGUGCUUACUUUGUGAAUAAGAGAUCUUCUUAACAAAAGGUCUGAUCUUUCCUCGACCAUAGGCUUCCUUUCAAGUGGCCAUUUUCAUUCAUUUUCAAGUUGUUUCCCAUCUCAUUCUCCAGUCUACUCUCUUGACGGAACAAUCUUACUCCAUCUUUCUCUGUUCUUGCUCCCUCUCUGCACAAACUCCAAGCAUGGGGGUUGCGAUAUCUAAAUUUGCAAAGAGGUUUCUGAAGAAGAGUGCGCUGAGGAUACUAAUGGUGGGUCUUGAUGCAUCGGGCAAGACGACCAUCCUGUACAAGCUGAAGUUAGGCGACGUUGUCACAACAAUACCAACCAUCGGUUUCAACGUAGAGACAGUAGAGUACAGGGAUGUCAAUUUUAAUGAUUGGGAUGUUGGAGGGCAGGACAAGAUCCGGCCUCUGUGGAGACACUACAUCCAGAAUGCACAAGGACUCAUCUUUGUGGUGGACAGCACCGACAGAGAGCGGAUCGGCGAAGAUCGGAGCGAGUUGCAUAAGAUCCUAAGUGAGAAGGAAUCGAGUAAUGCAGCUCUUCUUGUAUUUGCCAACAAGCAAGACCUGCAUGAACCUAUGCACGCCUCCGAAAUUGCUGACAAACUCGGCCUGCAUUCACUCGGUGAGCGUCACUGGUAUAUACAGAGCACUUCUGCAACUUCUGGACAGGGACUCUACGAAGGCCUCGAUUGGUUGCAUAAAAACAUCCCCAGCAAGGCCAUGUAGGAGGGUCUAUUGCUCGAUUCUUCAGCAGCAGAAACUUUUACAAACAUACACAGAGCAGAUUGACGAAUGGAAUCUAUGCUUCAUCUUUCUCGAGCUGUAUUCCAGCCAUUUAUAAGCAAACCGAACUUCCAAGACAUCAUCACACCUCAAAGUGCGA